Molecule: messenger RNA, 2219 nt
Organism: Blepharisma stoltei
Lineage: Eukaryota; Ciliophora; Heterotrichea; Heterotrichida; Blepharismidae
Source: the annotation of a GenBank genome assembly
AUGAAAUUAUUUACAGUGGUAGUAUCUCUCAUAUCCGUUUUGCUGCUUUUGAACAUUUUAAGCAUCUAUUUAAGCCACCCUAUCUCAAAAGAAACUUUUUUAAAGAAAAUCUAUGAAGAAAUCACACAUAAAAACUAUGAAGAAUCUGAAGCUUGAAAAUAUUAUUUAAGCACAAUAAAUUAUCAACCUAAUUUUCAUAAAAUCCUUGCAGAUGACGAUUAUUGUGAUAGUGUUAAGGAAUAUAGACUAAAUAACCCUGUUAAGCUGGACUCAAGAGGACUUCCGGUGCAUGAGGACAAGAUAAUUUAUUCGAACUUCCCCAAAUGAUAUUUUACUAAAAAAACACUUGCUCCCUAUAUGAUCGAACAAAAAAAUUUUAUUUGUUCAUAAAUGGAAUUUUAUAGUAAGUUUUUUUUUCUCAAAAUUUAAAAAAUCCUAUUUCGCAAAAUUGGAAAUUACAAUUAAUUUAGUUUAUGUUUUAGAAUGCAAGCUGUUUAAAAUUUAGCAGAUUAGCUACAAAUUUAAUUUUUAAUAUUUAUCACUUAUACGUCAAAAUAUUUUUCCAUCAAAAUUUUUUAUUAAUAAAUUUAUUGUUAGUUCAUGGAAAGUGAUUUUUUACCCAAAAAAUGUGAUUUUUCUAAUAUUGGUGUUUGCUUAAAGGGGAGGAGUUAUAGAAAAUUACAAUGUUGUAUAUCCUGAAUAUUACUUAACAAAUGUACGUAAAAAUAAGCCUGCUCAUUUGCCUUUAAAUAUCACAAUGUUUUUCCAUAUGGUAUUCAAUACACAUCAGUUUAUGGAAAUUGGGAAACAUUUUGUGUGUCCUGGGCAACGAUAUAAUCACAUUCCAGGAAAUACCUAUAUUGACGCAAAAGAUGAAAGUAUUAUGGACUUAGUAAAAUAUUCUGACUCCCCCCCCACUCCGUGAGUGAACAAAAAAAUUUUGUUCACUCACGGAGGGGGGUUAAUUUUUUUUUUUUAAAAAAUUUAUAUAUAAAUUUUAAAAAAAAUUUGUUUUAGAAAUUUAAAAAAAAUCCUAAUUCGCAAAAAUCGGAAAGAAAUAUUAAUUUAAUUUAUAAAAUUUAUGUUUUAAAAAGCAAUUCGUUUAAAAUUAAACAGAAUUAGCUCAAGAUUUCCUUAUGGGUUUUUGGGCAAAAAUAGCGAUUUUUCUAAUGGUUUUGUUCACUCACGGAGGGGUGGGGGAGUGAGCAGUUUAGUGGUCGAAAACAAUGUUUUGAUAUAUGAGCAUUUACUCCAUAUACAUUAAUUUUGAGUAACGAAAAAGAGUGUGCUCUUUUUAUGCAAAACCUAAAAGAAAAUAUGAUAUUUUAGAUAAAUACUCUUAUAGAAAAUGUAAAAGUAUAUUAUUUUCAUUUAUCUGCAAGGAACAUAUAUCACAAAAUGAGCUCCAAUGGAUUUAUAAAGAAGCAAAAGAAAGUAACCAAGGCUUUGGGGUGAAAGUUGUAGACAAACAAUUAUCUUCAACGUUUUUAGAAGACUUUGAGAAAAGUGGCAGCUGUAAAUCUCACAGUGGACGAAUUGCUCAAAAAUACAUAAGCAAUCCAUACUUAAUAAAUGGCAAAAAAUUCGAUUUCAGAGCUUAUAUGUUUGUAGCCAGUAUGGAUCCAUUGAUGGUAUUAUACCACGAUGGAUUCUUAAGGAUUUCUGUUGAUGAGUUUAAUAUCACCUCAACUGAUGGCUGGCGGCACAUUACAAACACAGGUCAAGCAAAGGGCUAUUUUAAAGCAAACAACUACACAAGUGAGCUUAUUUCAGAAACUCUAGAAGAUUUAGGCUGAAUGUACCCUCAAUUUCUCGACUAUCUAGUCGAGAGAAAGGACGCUGGCUCUGAUUGACUAGAAAAAGAAUUUCGGCCCACUAUAAAAUCAGCCAUCAUUCACAUUAUGCGAUCUGCCCUUCAUAGGCUUCCCAGGCAUCCUCAGCUUUUUGAGCUAUUUGGGCUAGAUUUUAUUAUGGACGAUAACAUGAAGCUCUGGUUUAUCGAAGCAAAUUAUGACCCAGGAAUUACUUCUAACACCAAAGCAAAAGAAGCUAUGAAUUCCAAAAUGACUAUAGAUAUAAUCGAAUUAGAAUACGCAUUAGGAUACAACCCAAGCUUAUUUGAUGAAAUUUUAAAUAAUACUUCAUUUCAAUGGGUUAUUGAUGAAAGAAAAAAAGGGGUUGCUAAAUAUCAUGGGCUAUUAGGAGAAGAUUGCUUAUAA